Syngnathus typhle (broad-nosed pipefish) is the source of this 2557-nucleotide messenger RNA. It is a transcript of the gene snx10a, whose product is annotated as sorting nexin 10a. Gene Ontology annotation, molecular function: phosphatidylinositol binding. Gene Ontology annotation, biological process: intracellular protein transport. The record is from RefSeq and is a predicted model, not a curated record. The coding region runs from base 184 to 834 and encodes 216 amino acids. The transcript is spliced from 17 exons. Lineage: Eukaryota; Metazoa; Chordata; Actinopteri; Syngnathiformes; Syngnathidae.
AGUUGGUGUUGGUAACCUACUUAGUUGACUACGGUCGAGCUGGCUGCACAUUCACUUGAAUUGCUUGGCCACUGCUGUGGACCAGGUUGCAAUGAGCGUUUGAUUCAGUCGACAAGAGAUUGGGAAAAAAACCACGCAGACUGGAACUGAGAGAAAAGAGGCAACGAGAGAAAGGUUUCCACCAUGGACAGAAUGUUUGACCAUCUUGCAAAAACUGAGUUUAUUAGCAUCUUUGUUGGAAAUCCAAAGCUCCAAAAACAGGACUACUGGCACACGCAUGUCGAUUAUGAAAUCAGUCUCCAUACAAAUAGCAUGUGUUUUCGCAAGAAGGCUUCCACAGUGAGGCGACGUUACAGGGAAUUUGUCUGGCUGCGACGGUGUCUGCAGCAAAACGCUCUCAUCAUAGAAAUCCCCAAAUUGCCCUCUUGGAAUCCUUUCUUCAGCAUAAGGAACGUAGAGCAGAUCAGACAAAGGAUGAAAGGCCUGCAGGAGUUUUUAGAAAAUGUUCUUCACACGCCGUUGUUUCUGUCAGACAGUCGAGUCCAUCUGUUCCUCCAGUCGGGGCUCAGCGUCAAAAAGAUGCAGAGGUGCGCUUUUGGCAAAACCCGAUACACAGUGGCUGAGGCCAUCCAGCGCUUUGACGGUGGCUGCAUCGCUACGUUAGAUGAAGAUAAGGAGUCAUGUGACUCUGAUUGCGAGAGCACCUUUUCGUCAGGCUUGGGCUUAAGUGUGGACUGCACCAUUCACGGAAGCUCCAUCCUCUCCUUUGACUCGUCCGACAAAGAUGGAGAAUUGUGUCCUUGUGAUUUAAUUGCCUGCAAAAUAAUUCUUUGAACAUCCAUGGAUGAGACAUUUACUACAAAAAUUGUCCUUUUUCUUUUUUUCUUUUUUAAAUAUUUUUUUGUUAAAGUAAUGCCAAUUAUUUCCAUCUGUGUACGAAAAUAAUUUUUCAUGUUUUAAAAAAAGAUGUAUUGUAAAUCUACAUUUCUAAAUUCUUAAUUGAAAAUCCCCUGUUGAUAUUUUUAUCUCCGAAGCCGAGGUUAGUCAUGUAUGUUUUGCAAUUGUUUUAGAGAAAAUGAUCUGAUGAUACUUUUCUGAUCUGUUUAAAGGAUGAAUAAACUUAUUUUUUGAAGAAUUUCUCUUCCAGUACUGUGCUGAUUGUUUCGCAAAGUCCACUGACAUGAGCUGUGCGCAGUGCGGCCCAGUAGAGGGAGUUGAGACAUCACAAGAACCUUCGGCAAGGGAAGCAUUGCCACAAUCAAUACUUGCUAAUACUUCUACGCUGCCACCAAAAGAUCUUCCUCCAUUGCGACCACUUGUCUGGCUCCAGGGUGGUGACGGAAAGAAGACGGCGUCCUCCGUCUGACAGCUUUCCAGCGGAGGCGCCGAGAGGCGUCUCGCCCGGAUCGCCGCGUAAACCCGACUGAGCUGCAGGGGAGGAGGUCGGCCGGUUGAGGAAGAGGAGGAAGGUGAGCGAAGAGCAAACAGCAGGUGAUGCAGCACUUUAAGGGUUAAGUCGGCUGCAUGCUGGAUCUCUGCAGAGGUGACAGAUGCUUCCUAUCCCACCCAGCACCACAGGGGAACUGGAUACACUCAGCAUACCAAUGAGCCCCCUCCCCCCCCCUCCCCAGAUGUGCACGCUUUCCCUUCCAGCCAGAGUCGGGCAGAUGUGAGCCUUUUGUCUGCACACAUGACCUGCAGAAGAAGGCCAUUGCACGUGUACUGGCACAAAUACACACACACACGCGUGUGCACGCCAGGCGACAGCCGCUCUAAAAGUGACAGCUGUCGCUAUGAUGGAGCACAGGGAGAAGGGGAAGUGAAGGCUAAGCCAUGGCGCAACAUGGUGUCGAGGAGACCUGCUAUUCAUUUUCAACUUAAUAUGUUCCAGCCCAUUGGAAAAACAUCGCAGCAUAUAAUGAAAAAUGGCAGUUCUUCGCGGAGGAUACAAAAAUAAUAAGUCGUCCGUGCUGUCCCGCAAUUGGCUGGCGACUCGUCCAAGGUUUAAUGUGCCAUCUCCACAAGUCAGCUGGGCUCCAGCUCACCCGUGACCCUAAUGAGGACAAUGGAUGGAUGCAUGGAUGGAAGUUGUCCAUGCAUAGAACCGCUUGAACCCAAAUCAAAAUUGUCAAGCCUAAGUUGGACUGGCAGUUCUGACAAAUCCUGACCGUGCCAGCGCGUGAGGGUGAAGAGUCUAAAGUGCUGCUUGUUUUCCCUGGAAAGGCUCAAGGUGCUGACAGCGCGUCCAGGAAAAGGUUCCACGCAACUGAUGGAAAAGGCAGAAUCCAUUUUCUCACCCUCCGUGCAAGUCAUGUAUGGGAAGAGGAUCAUAGACUUACUGUUUGACGUCACGUCCACCAAUCCAAUCUUCUAACCUGGCUUUCACAACAGCACGUCAUCUUCAGGCGCCCCCUACUGCAAGCUGACAGUCGUCCCUCUCCUGGCUGACAGCAGUGAGCGCACCUUCAGCCAUUCAUCAGUGUCACCCCGUCGCCGCCGGGUACGGCCCGGAGCCCAUCGCGUCUUCAUUACACUCCAAAUAAAUCUGAGGUGGAAA